Messenger RNA from Vicugna pacos (alpaca), 8860 nucleotides. It is a transcript of the gene ARHGAP31, whose product is annotated as Rho GTPase activating protein 31. Gene Ontology annotation, molecular function: GTPase activator activity. Gene Ontology annotation, cellular component: lamellipodium. Lineage: Eukaryota; Metazoa; Chordata; Mammalia; Artiodactyla; Camelidae. The record is from RefSeq and is a predicted model, not a curated record. Gene Ontology annotation, biological process: small GTPase-mediated signal transduction.
GACGGAGGGGCAACCUCUUCGGGACUAACUCAUGAAGAACAAGGGUGCCAAGCAGAAGCUGAAACGAAAGGGAGCCGCCAGCGCCUUUGGCUGUGACCUGACGGAAUAUCUGGAAAGCUCAGGACAGGAUGUUCCAUAUGUAUUGAAGAGCUGUGCAGAAUUUAUAGAGACUCACGGCAUUGUGGAUGGAAUUUACCGGCUUUCAGGAGUCACCUCAAACAUACAGCGGCUAAGGCAAGAGUUUGGCUCAGAUCAAUGUCCAGAUCUGACAAGGGAAGUGUACCUCCAGGACAUCCACUGUGUGGGCUCCCUCUGCAAGCUCUACUUUAGGGAGCUCCCCAACCCCCUCCUGACCUAUGAGCUCUAUGAGAAAUUCACGGAGGCAGUGUCGCAUUGCCCGGAAGAAGGCCAACUGGCCCGAAUCCAAAAUGUUAUCCAGGAGCUACCCCCAUCCCAUUACAGGACCCUGGAAUACCUGAUUCGACACCUGGCACACAUCGCCUCCUUCAGCAGCAAGACCAACAUGCAUGCCAGGAACCUGGCCCUGGUGUGGGCACCCAACCUCCUCAGGUCCAAAGAGAUUGAAGCCACUGGUUGCAAUGGAGAUGCAGCCUUCCUUGCAGUCCGGGUCCAGCAGGUGGUGAUUGAAUUCAUACUGAAUCACGUGGAUCAAAUCUUUAACAACGGUGCUCCGGGGUCUCUGGAGAACGACGAAAACCGGCCCAUCAUGAAGAGCCUAACUUUGCCAGCCCUCUCCCUGCCCAUGAAGUUGGUGAGUCUGGAGGAAGCUCAAGCACGGAGCCUGGCUACUAACCAUCCGGCUCGGAAGGAAAGGAGGGAGAAUAGCCUGCCUGAGAUUGUCCCUCCCAUGGGCACCCUCUUCCACACUGUCCUUGAGUUACCGGACAACAAAAGAAAGCUCUCCAGUAAAUCAAAGAAGUGGAAGUCAAUAUUUAACCUGGGACGUUCUGGAUCAGACUCCAAAUCAAAGCUGAGUAGAAAUGGGAGUGUGUUUGUGAGAGGACAGAGGCUCUCAGUGGAAAAGGCUACUAUCCGACCAGCUAAAAGCAUGGACUCACUGUGCUCAGUGCCCGUGGAAGGAAAAGAAACCAAAGGAAAUUUCAAUCGAACAGUCACCACGGGUGGAUUUUUCAUUCCAGCAGCGAAAAUGCACACGGCUAGCACUGGCAGCUCAUGUGACCUCAGCAAGCAGGAGGGUGAAUGGAGCCAGGAGGGGAUGCCAGCAGGGGCAGAGGGGGGCUUUGAUGUGAGCAGUGACAGAAGCCAGCUCCAGGGCGCUCAGGCCCGGCCCCCACCAGAGCAGCUGAAGGUGUUCCGGCCCAUCGAGGAUCCUGAGAGUGAGCAGACAGCCCCGAAGAUGCUGGGCAUGUUCUACAUCAAUGACAGCCCCAGCAAAUCUGUCUUCACCAGCAGCCUCUUCCAGAUGGAGCCCUCUCCCCGUCACCAGCGCAAGGCCCUGAACAUCUCCAAGCCCUUUGCUGUGUCCGUGCCACUCCGUGUAUCAGCUGUCAUCAGCACCAACAGCACCCCGUGCAGAACACCCCCAAAGGAGCUACAGUCUCUUUCCAGCCUGGAAGAGUUUUCUUUCCAGGGCUCGGAGAGUGGAGGUUGGCCCGAAGAAGAGAAGCCACUGGGAGCUGAGACUUCUACAGCAUCUAUACCCAAGAAGGUGGCCCUCGAGGAUGCCAAGCCAGGACCAGAUGCAAUGAGAAGAGUGGAAUGCAGCAAAGGCCUUUCCCCAGAGCCAGGCACCCAGCUAGAGAAGACGACCUCAGAAAUCUCCCUCGGCUCUCAACAGUCAAGUGAAUUAGAGAAGAAGCCUGAUGCAGAGAAGGCGAUGGAAGAGGGUGGAGAGACUGGCCAGGUGGAGUCCAGUGCUCUGCAGGAGAGCCCCGGGGCCAGAGCCGAAGCCGUGUUUCUCCAUGAGAUGGAUGAAGAUGAUCUGGCCAACGCUCUGCUCUGGCCUGAGAUUCAACAAGAGCUGAAAAUUAUUGAAUCUGAGGAGGAACUCCCCUCGUUGCCACCACCUGCCCUAAAGAUUAGCCCAGCUCAGCUGGUUCUUGAGUCUAGUCCAGGGCCGUUUGCUUCCCCAGAGCCCGCUGGGAACUUGCCUUGUGGCUCCACCCCAGCUCAAGUCUCCGCCCCUCUGGGGGAGUGGGCUAAAGAUUCAACCAAUCAGAGCACACAGGGAGCUUCCACAGCAGCCAAUAGAGAAAAGUCGGAGGCAACCAGCCUCCUCCACAGAUGUGAGCCUGAGAAGGGCCCGCGCCCAGAUCCCGCCAGCCUGACUCCUCUGGAAAUAGUUCCAUUUGAGAAGGUUUCUCUACAAGCAAGUGUGGAGGUGGGAGACCCAGGGAAUCGGUCUCCUCUCCUCCCGCCUGCUCCUCCUCCACCAGCUCUUAUGGAGGAAGCGCCUCGAGUCCAUCCAUCGAAAGGCGACCCAGAGAGAGAAGACCCAUCCAGGAAUUUGAGAACAAAUCCAUAUAUAGACCAACUCAAUUUCAAAGGCAGCCCUGGGAUUCCCAGUCUUUGUCAGGGAGUCGAGGCUUCUCCAGAACAAAACGAAAAGCAAAAUUCAAAGAAUGCUGCUCCUGAGGAAAAAGACUCUAGCUUUCCCAGCCCAACCAGGGAGGUUCCCUCCCCACAAGGAGAGGGGGAUGUAACCCACUCAGUACAGGAGCCUUCAGACUGUGAUGAAGACGACACUGUGACAGAUAUUGCCCAGCAUGGCCUGGAGAUGGUGGAGCCCUUGGAGGAGCCCCAGUGGGUGACAAGUCCCCUUCACUCCCCAACCCUGAAAGAUGUACAAGAGGCCCAGAUGCAGAGUGCCCAGGGCCACCGAUUGGAGAAGAGGCUUUCCCAUCGGCCCAGCCUUCGCCAGAGCCACUCUCUAGACAGCAAAACCAUGGUUAAGAGCCAGUGGACUCUUGAGGGUCCCUCCUCCAGCAGCUGUGCUAAUCUUGAUGCAGAGAGGAAUUCUGACCCUCUGCAGCCCUUGGCACCCAGGAGAGAGAUUACUGGAUGGGAUGAGAAAGCCAUGAGGUCCUUCCAAGAGUUCUCUGCCUUAAAAAGGACAGAGGCUCCUCCCAACCAGAAGGGACCAGGUGGUUUGCAGUCCAAAUCAGCAGAAACCAGCCCCGUCAACUUAGCAGAGGGAAAGGAACUGGGGACACACCUGGGGCACCAUAGCUCUCAGAUUGAGCAAGGUAGUGCUCCUGAGCCAGAGAGCAGCAAGGAGAAGUCACCUGGUGUGCAGGACAGCACCUCACCUGGAGAGCAUCCCCCCAAGUUACAGCUGAAGAGUACUGAGUGUGGGCCCCCCAAAGGGAAAAAUAGGCCUUCUUCUCUCAACUUGGACUCUGCCAUUCCCAUUACUGACCUCUUCCAGUUUGAGAAUGUGGCCUCAUUUGGUUCACCUGGAAUGCAGCUCUCUGAGCCAGGAGAUCCACAGGUCACAUGGAUGACCUCAUCUCACUGUAAAGUAGACCCCUGGAGGGUUUACUCCCAGGACUCUCAGGACCUGGACAUCAUUGCUCAUGCCCUGACAGGCCGCCGUAACUCAGCUCCCGUGAGUGUGUCAGCUGUGAGAACCUCCUUCAUGGUCAAAAUGUGCCAGGCCAGGGCAGUCCCAGUCAUCCCACCGAAGAUUCAGUAUACUCAGAUCCCACAGCCCCUGCCCUCUCAGAGCUCAGAAGAGAGUAGGGUUCAGCCUCUGGAGGGGAGCAAGGAGGAACCUGGCUCAACUGGUGGGACCUCUCAGAAACUUGCCAAAGAUGAUUCUUUCUCCUCCUCAGAAAGCCCAAAGGAAGAGAAACCAAAGCAAGAUACAGAAGCCAUCGAGUCCUUGCCAAUAGAUGCCACCACAUGCCACAUGGGUGAGGAGCCCACCCUUUCUCCAGAACUGGGUUUGGCUCACCUGCUCUCCACCCAGGAUACAGUAGUGCAAUGUAGAAAGCGCACAUCAGAGACAGAGCCAUCUGGGGACAAUCUUCUUUCUUCAAAAAUAGAGCGACCAUCAGGGGGUUCUAAGCCUUUCCACAGGUCAAGACCAGGAAGACCUCAGAGCCUAAUCUUAUUCAGUCCUCCUUUCCCCAUUAUGGACCAUCCACCCACCUCAUCCACAGUGACAGAUUCCAAGGUCCUACUGUCCCCUAUCAGAAGUCCCACCCAGACAAUUUCCCCUGGCCUUCUUUGUGGGGAGUUGGCAGAAAACACAUGGGUCACACCAGAAGGGGUUACACUUAGGAAUAAAAUGACCAUCCCUAAGAAUGGCCAGAGACUAGAGACCUCAACCAGUUGUUUUUACCAGCCCCAGCGAAGAUCAGUGAUUCUGGAUGGAAGAAGUGGGAGGCAAAUAGAAUGACAUCGGCUCACCUGCUGGUGUCUGAAAAACAUGCCAUGAUUCACCCGGAAGUUAUUACAGGAAUAACUUGCCUUUAUUCCAGGUAGAGGUUAUCCAAGUUCGGGCUUAUUGUGGCCUCUUCUCUUUCUUCAGCCUUUUGGCCAUUUAUUAAUUAGUCCAUUUGCCAGAAGAAAGGUCAAGGGAAGGACCAAGAGAUGAAAUUCAGAUAAGCCUAUAUGACCAGGCAGGGACAGGUCAGGUAAAGGAAAAGGAUGAAAUGCUGGUCUUCAGUGAGACUUGGGGCUUAUGAGUUGCAUCACUUCCCCAUCGCCAUUAGCUAUUACUGUUGAGAGCUGGAUGUGUUGAUGUGUUAAUUUGAUAUGAAAGAAAGAGAAAUCCUUUGCCUGUGUUGGAAAAUGUUGCUAUCGAGGUCUGAAGGCCUCCUAUUUACUUCAUGCUUUUUAAUGCUCUUUAAAGCAUGUGUUCUUUUAGACCAGUUUUCUGAUAAGCUUUGUAAAAGUGUACUAUCCAGAAUAGAAGCAGAUUUGGAAAUGCAAACUAAUGUACACUUAGAUAUCCAAGUGGGUGAAUUUACCCAUGCUCCCUCCCUGGAAUCCCUGCAGACCUGUCCAAGAUGGCUCCAUAUACCAGCAUAGAAAAUCAGAAUCUAUAUUCACUCUGAGACUGGCACAAUCCAGGAAGACUUUCUGGCUUUAGCUUUUAUUCAUUUGGGAUUCCAACUGCCAUUAUCCUGCCCUCUGAUUUAUUAAUCCAGUAGCCGGACAGAGUUACCUCAAUGAAAUGCGCUGAAUCUUCAUUUAGGUAUGCGGUAGUGAAAUGAAGUGAUCUGCUCUCCUUCCAGUAUCAGCCUCACCCAUAGGCGGAACUACACUCCAAACUUUAAAUGGUUAAAUCAGUGAAAGCACCUCUAGUUCAGCUUCACUCUCCUUCCACACUAGGCUCGGACCAGAGUACUGGAGAAGGUAAGGGGGAGAGCCCCAGGAGAAGAGGGAAAUGCCCUUGCAGGGUGGCCAUCACUCCUGUUUGGUGAGAGCUGCCCUUCUUGAAAAUGUAUUUCAUUUUAACCCGGGGGUGCCUUCCUUUCUCCCUCCACUGCUCAAGAGCAAUAUGAGGCAGCCCUCUCCCUUCUAUAAUCCCUCUCACCCACUGCCCACCCCAGGCACUCCGACUUGCUCUUCUCCUGUCUGUAUGCAAGCAGAAGCAAUAAACCAAUCUAAUUUUAUUUCCGUUAUUUAGAACUUCAAAUGGUUCUUUCCUUUUCAGCUGGAGAGAGGAAGGAGAACCAACAUAACCUGCUGGCAGAUUUUUGGUGCUCUUCCAAAAAGGGCUUCUCAGGAGCCCUUCUCAAAGCAAAACCCAUCAGGAUUAUCAACACUUUCAAACCUUCUAAAACAAUUGUCUUGUUUGAGAAACAAAGACAGGUAGGACCUAUAUGUAGUCUCAUGCACCUCUUCUCAGGUCAGGGCUUGCUCUGUCUAGUUGAGUCACUGCAGAAAUUUCUCUAAGGGUUUGAAGUACCUCUGGGCAAACCUCAUGACCAAGGCUGGUGCUGGGCUGGGGAGGGGCUGAACUAAAGUUACCUCCUCCAGUGAGAGAUUAGAGGCUGAUGUCCUGCAGCAGAUACAUACUCCUCUCUCUCCUUCCCUGAUAAGCUUUACAAACAGCUUUGAAAUCUUGCCCAAACCUUUUAAGCCAGUGUCUACGGCAGAGAUAACUAGCAGGCCAGAUGAUGAGUUCUGCUUUCAGAGGGCACUGACAUGAGUGAGCAAGGGAAGCAAUUAAUAGGCCUUUGGUCAGUGUCUUCUGCAUUCUUUUUGGGUGAGCAAGACAUUGGACCGACAGCAAAUAAGCUGUAAACCCCUAAGGAAAGUCCUAGGGUACAGCAUUAUCCCCACUAGGCAAGCAAGGUGAAGAAAUACAGCGGUGCUAAAUGAGGAGGGCCAUGUUCAGCAGAUUUGAAAAGUACAUUCCUGCCUUAUCAGAAAGUGUGGUAGGCUUUAUGUCAAUCUUCAUGCACUGUGGUGUCUAUGCUUCGAUAAAGACCAUGUUCCAGUUAGAAUGUGAGAGAGGGUGGGAACCGCACUUUUUCACCAUCAGCACUCUGAGCCGAGUAAUAUUUAAACUAUUUUAUGAUUAUUUUAAAUUUUUGUUUGUAACACUUAGAGGAUAUAUUUUUAUUUGGAGAUCGACUGAGAAGCCACCAUUUACACAUUAACAGGCGAGUUCAACUUGAGGUUCCUACAUAGAUUUAUUAAGUGGCUGCCAUGUUCCUUAGACUCCGACAUCUUUCAUUUGUAGCAUCAUCUUCAGGAGUGUGAGUGUAUGAAUGUCAUCAUGAGGUGACAACUGUCUGGAGACAUUCCCUACUCUGAGCUUUCCUAGCCAAUCAAUCGGGAAGGCCUUGGAAGCCAACUCACCUUCUUGGUCUGUGUCCUGCUGCUAAAGUGUGGACCUCUCCAUAUUCAUAAACUUCUUGUGAGCUGGGACUAGUCUAGCACUGGUGAAAUUCCAUUCCAUGACAGAGAAAACUCAUUACAUUUUUCCCCUGAAAUUGUUCUCCCAAAUCUUUUGAAAUUAUCAAUUUGGUCAUCCACUUGGGACUGAGAAAUGAAACCUCUGAGAAUGGCUGGGGGAAUCAGAUUGCCUGCUUCCAUCCAGGAGAAGGACAGAAGAGGUACUGCUGUUCAUAGGAGGACUUACAUGGUGCCCUGGAAAGGGCUACAGAAUCAAAUUCUUAAAUGUGCCUUCAAAUCAACUACCAGUCCUCAAAGUGAGGAUGGCUGAUUUUAAAUGUUGAAUUUGAAGUGAAAUGCAUGCAUAUUCUAAUGUUUCUUUCAGUGUUACUGGUUGCUUAAGAAGAUAAUAAUCUAUACUUAUUGGCAAUAUGGAGCUCUCAGGCCUUUUUUCUUCUUUUUUGCCAAAAUGUACUAGGUAGAGGGAAUUUGGUUUUUAUUCUGUUUCAAGUGGAAUAUGAGGAGGCUUGACCAAAAGCCCCAUUAAGACAUUGUUAGCCUAAUCUAAGCUCUAAAAUUAAAAAUAUUGGCCAAGUCAAAAUUCUGGGUUCUGUGAAAAUUAAAAUGUAAACAUCAUCAUCUUCAACAGACAGUAUUUAUCAAGCGCUUAGUAAUAUUGCACUGGGUACCCUAGAACCUGAAAUUCUUGAGGAGUUUAAUGAAAAGGGGGAAAGGGUAGCAAAUGAAACAUCCCAUAAGCAACCAGGAGCAAGAUUUAGAACCCUUAAGUUACCAAAUGAAAGCAGAAGGGGAAAAUACAUAGUGACUUAGCAUCUUUUAAUAUGAUUGUUAAUAGUGUUGAGGUUACCUAAGACUUUAAUCAAAUUAAACACACUUACAAAUCCAGAAGGUACGAGGAAUAUAUUCAGUUAUUGAAAAUUUUGCUUAUCAAAAAAAAUUAGAGAGUGGUAACUAAAAAUAAAUAGUUCUGAGGUUUUGCCUGAUCUUAAUUGGUUGGGUUGUGAAGUCCUGUUGGAUCUCUGCAAAUGAGCCAGAUAUCAGGGUUCCAUACUCCUUGAGAGGGGGUUUUAGACACUUCCAUCUUCAUGAAAUGGGUUAACUCUUGUUGAUGAUGACAUUAUAGGUCCAAGAUAAAUUGUUACUUUUAUAGCUAAUGUUUAGCAAGUGAUAAUGCUACUUGACUAAAGUUGAGUGGGACAGUCAUUUGUCUACACAGGCCUUGUGUUCUGCCUGAAGAGCUACUGGGAAACAUAAGAUUCAUUUGUCUGGGAUUGGAAUGGGAGAGGUUCAGGGUAGGUCUAAUUCCCACCAGGAUUGAUUAGGGCCACAUUCUACCAUGGCCUGUGCUAUCUGAUGACAACAUGAAUCUUGGGGUUAAGUGUUGCCAGGAAUAUGAUUUUAGUCAUUUCUAGCAGGAAAGUCAGUUCAAAAUGUGGAAUGACAAAGAAUGUGUCCUUCUUUGUCAAUAACUUUCCUAGUAAGGUGAGGCCAGAAGAAGGAACAAGCACCUUUUCAAGCAUGUGAGAGGAAUGGGAGAUGGUAGAAGGAUGAUUCCCUGAGAUCAGAGUCAAUCCAGUUAGUAUAAAAUUGGGGCUGUCACUGACUGGCACACAGUAGAUCAUUUAGUAGUAUUGAAGUUCAUGAGCAAUGCAGGGAUCACUUCUACAAGGAUGAAGGAGGAUGUAGUUAAAUAUAAGAAACCCAUGAAAGUACACAGCCGUGUGUUUUACUUGGCAAAUCACAAUGCUUUGCAUUAACUUAAUGCCAUAGUAUUUCCUGGCUUAUAAUUCUGCAAGGUAAAGCACUUUCUCAAAGGAGUCUAUUAAACAGCCACACAAUUUCAGCUGUUGAGCUUGACAAAUGUUUCCAAAGAUAUAAUCAAAAUGUUUCUCUAUUGAUUAAAAAAGCAUAAAUAUUAAACCUAUCCAGAGACAUUUAAAUGUAAUUAAAACAGAUUGUUAUGCUUUAAAAGUAUACUCUAAUAAAUGAUAUAAAAUAUAAA